AUGGAAGAAGAACCAAAUUAUGACCAAUUUUUUAAUGACAAUAACAUUACAAAUCUUUUAUUAUUCAAUUCUCCUGAAGUUACUAUACCUCAUCUUAUGGAUGAGUUUUCUGACCAAGACGACAUUAUACUUCAUCAGGCAAUUUAUGUUAAUACAAAUAAUAUUAAACAACAACAAAGAGAUUACCUUUUGAAAAAGGUUAUUCAAAACAAUGAACUAUGUUCAGUACCAAUAAAACGGCCUUUUGAAAAUGAGAUAUUCACUCAACCAACAACUUCUCUUUUUGAAUCAACUGAAGAACAAGAAAGUUUUAUUAGUUCAAAUUAA
This is a messenger RNA of Entamoeba dispar SAW760, 327 nucleotides long. RefSeq lists its product as uncharacterized. The transcript has a single exon. The record is from RefSeq and is a predicted model, not a curated record. Bases 1 to 327 code for a protein of 108 amino acids. NCBI's taxonomy places the organism in Eukaryota, Evosea, Mastigamoebida, Endamoebidae.